AUGGAAAUUAAUCGUCAGUUACAAGUCAAAGGCAAUCAUUUAGCAUCACAAAUCAUAGAGAAAAUCGAAAAUAAACAACAAACAAAGAGUGAACUUCAAGAAAGACAACGUUUAAUUACAUCAAGUGAAUUUUAUGAAUAUCUAUUCCAAUCGAAGCCAGCCUUAAUAAAACUUGAGGAAACAGAAUUCAAUCAAUUGGCAUCGCACGUUAAUGAAUUUCUUGAUAAAGUAAACAAAGAAUUGACACAAUCCUACAACGAUUUUGAUGAGGCUCUUUCAUGGCUCAAAUCGGAUAAUAAUCUAUAUCAAAUAUUUCACCGUUCUUGUCUUGCUUACAAAUUAAUAGGCAUUCAACUAUUCAAUUCCGUACGAAACUGGUUACAUGAUAUGGCCAAUCAACGAAGUUCAUAUGUGAAAGAAACCGAAAAGACUGUUGAUCAAAUAAAUGCACUUGUUUCUAACAUAUUAGAUAUUGUUCUUCCGAUUGUCGAUGUAGCUCAAAUAUCAUCAGUUACUAUGACUGUGGAUACGCUGCAUCAUAAUACAAAAGAACUCAGUCGAGUUGCUUUUCAAAUCGACAAGUUCGCGGAUGAUGCACGAGUUAUUUACUCGUCCAAAGUCCUAUCAAUUCUACUAUACCAUUGUUCUAGUCUAUAUGCACGCAUCACAAUAUUUCUCGUUCAACUAUUUAAAACACAACAAACAAAUCAAUUAACAUUGGCACAAUUGAAAACAAUGAAACUCGAUAUUGGCAAUGAUUCAUGUGAAUGGGAUGAUUGUAUGAAGAGACUAUUGAUUUUGAGCGGAUUUCGUGAAUGUAUACAUCUACCUGGUACAAGUUUACCCGUUGAUGAAUAUUCAUUAAAAGAAGUUCACAAAAAUCUAAUUUAUGAUUUCUCUCUACUACGACAUAGCUUACAACUUCGAUAUACACACAUCUUCGGCGAUAUUUGUUACAAUCCAGUAGCAAUUAUUAACGAUUUAGAACGAAAAAUGAAAGGACUGAUAGAAAUCGACGAUUGGAAGAAUAGUGGACGUAUCGUAAAAUCAACAUUAAAGACAAAUCCAUUAGUUCAAGUCAGUUAUAAUUUGAAUGUUCUUGUCAAUAAUACACAAUAUUUAAUGACAAAAAUUCUUGAGAAUAUGACAGAUAAAUUGGAACUUGAAACAUUAAACAAUAUUGAACCAUUUCUAACAAAUUUAAAAGUGUCGAUUCAUUUGUCAUGUUCAUCAUCUCUCGAUACAAUGCACACCGAAUUCUUAGAAUAUAUUUAUAAAGAUCAAUUAGAUUUGCUAUUAGACCACGGACUCAUGGUUAUAGAAUGUUUAUAUAAUGAACGAAAGAAAUUAGUCGAACCAUUGAGUCACAUACAAUCCGUAUUGGAAAAUUUUGUCGAUCAUUUUGCCUUAUUUUUUAUUCAACUAUUUCAACAAUACCAACAAAAACAGAUCGAUUCUCUACAAAAUCAGUACAACAGUACAAUGAAAGCUCGUUUAAAUUUCGAUGAUAUUCAUUUGCUUGAAGCUUUAUCAAAAACAAAUUUAAUUCGUCAUUUUCAUCAUAUUGAAAAUAACGAUAAAAGUCUCGAUUGGUACAACCAUUUGGCGCAAUUUCUUGUACAAGGUUGGACACAAGCAUCAUGUAUACUUCGUUCAUUUGCUGCACCAACAACAACCAAUCCUAAUUCAAAUUCGAAACGAUUACGUUACUCAUUUGUUUUCAAAUUAUUAAAUGAUGAAGGACAAUAA
This is a messenger RNA of Didymodactylos carnosus, 1749 nucleotides long. NCBI's taxonomy places the organism in Eukaryota, Metazoa, Rotifera, Eurotatoria, Philodinida, Philodinidae. The record is from the annotation of a GenBank genome assembly.